Molecule: messenger RNA, 17339 nt
Organism: Loxodonta africana (African savanna elephant)
Lineage: Eukaryota; Metazoa; Chordata; Mammalia; Proboscidea; Elephantidae
Gene: TMEM65
Product: transmembrane protein 65
Exons: 7
Coding region: 280-1014 (244 amino acids)
Biological process (GO): regulation of cardiac conduction; cardiac ventricle development
Cellular component (GO): mitochondrion
Source: RefSeq, a predicted model, not a curated record
GCCCGUCCGCCCGUCCGCCCGCCCUCUGCAGGCGCUCCCCGGCCCCGCCGCCUCAGGGAAAGUUUUCUCGUCGGAGGGGCCGGAACCGCCGCGGGAUUUUGGAAAGGAAGGGGGACGGAACAGGAGGCGACAGCCGCGCGGCCCGGGAGUGCAUGGUGCCCGGCGCCUCGGCCGCCUGACGUCGGGGCGGGGUCGGGCUGAGCCCAGCUCCCUCUCCCCGCAGCCUCGCCCGCAGUCCCUUCCCGGACUGCCGCCGGGGUCCCCGCUCCCCAGCCGGCCAUGUCCCGGCUGCUGCCGCUGCUGAGGGGCCGGACGGCGCGCAGCCUGAGGCCCGGCCCGGCCGCCACCACCGCCGCCGCCGCCGCACCCCGCCCGCCGGCCUGGUGCUGCUGCGGGCGGGGGCUGCUGGCGCUCGCGGCCCCGGGCGGCGCCCCUGCCGGCCCCCGGGGGCUGGGCACCCACCCCAAGAAGGAGCCCAUGGAGGCGCUGAACACGGCGCAGGGCGCGCGCGACUUCAUCUACAGCCUGCACUCCACCGAGAGGAGCUGCCUGCUCAAGGAGCUGCACCGCUUCGAGUCCAUCGCCAUCGCCCAAGAAAAGUUGGAAGCUCCACCACCCACCCCAGGACAGCUGAGAUAUGUAUUCAUCCACAAUGCGAUACCUUUCGUAGGGUUUGGCUUUUUGGAUAAUGCAAUUAUGAUUGUUGCAGGAACCCAAAUUGAGAUGUCUAUUGGAAUUAUUUUGGGAAUUUCAACUAUGGCAGCUGCUGCUUUGGGAAAUCUUGUAUCAGAUUUAGCUGGACUUGGACUUGCAGGCUAUGUUGAAGCUUUGGCUUCCCGGUUAGGCUUGUCAAUUCCUGAUCUCACACCAAAGCAAGUUGACAUGUGGCAAACACGCGUUAGUGCACAUUUGGGCAAAGCUGUUGGGGUGGCUGUUGGCUGCAUAUUAGGAAUGUUUCCUUUACUUUUCUUUGGAGGAGGUGAAGAAGAUGAAAAACUGGAAGAGAAAAAUUAACCUUCUUAGAAUACCUAUAAAAAGAUGUAAACUAAUGUACCUCAAUUAUUGAAUAUGCUGUCACAACAUUUAGGAAUUAAGACAGUAACAGUGUAUAGAUAUGGGAUCAAAUAGUUCAGCAUGUAUUAUGGAAAACACUAACUUACUGUGGCGUGGUCUCCCUAGGACAUCUUUUUUAAAAAUGGUUUAGUAGUAUUUUAUGUAAGUUGUUGAAAAUACUUUUUCAUCACUGACAGUCAGCAUUUUUCCUUUUCCUUUUCUUUCUUUACACAUCAAAACCAUUAUUUACAUAUCAGUCAUUGAUGUACCGGACUGACUUGAGGUUUGCCUGUUUGUUACUUAAUAUAUGUACAUGCAUGAAAGCAUUUUUGUUGUUGUUGUCGUUCCCUGAUAGUUACAAUUGAACCUGAAGAUUUUUCCAAAUUAUUUAAGAUGUUCAAUAUCAGUUCAAGAUUUUUUUUAACUCUCUUUUGGCAACAUCAGUUUUGUACUGUUUCAUGGUAAACAUAUCUACUCAUAUAAUUUCAGUCAUUUUCCUAAUUCUCACAUUCACUUAAGAUGGACACGAUUUUUAAAGUACUUUGUUGCUCAUUUUAAUUCUCUGACCUCACUGUCUUUAGAGCCAGAGGUUGAGAAGAAUGACCGUUAUGGCCUCCCUGCUGCAUAAAACCACGUACGUUAACAAGGGUACUUACUUCUAGUUGACUUUUUUAUCUUUUAUUUCCCAGUUUUGAAUAAUUAGAUGGUGAGUUCUGACUCCUUGAGAUGAAGAAAGUUAUUAUUUUAGAGUGUUUUUAAUAGGGACUGUGGGAUUAGGGUGAACUAAAGGAUUUGACCUGUCUCUUGGAAAUUAUGAAGCUAAAAAAAAAUUUUUUUUUAUGUAAGUAGAAAAUGGGACCUUUUCUACUUGCAUAAAAAAGCUUUUUAUACAAGGUUUUCUACUUGUAUAAGAAGGUUUAGGCUAUAAGUGAUGCUGAAGAGAUGUUUUUAAGAAGGUUUAGGUUAUAAGUGAUGCUGAAGAGAUGUUUGUAAGGUUAGAGAUAUAAAUUAUAUUUGAAAAGGAUUUUUUUCCCAAAGUGUUUUCUUCUCAUCUGAAUUGAAGGAGUCUGAAUACUCUAUACUCAUAAUCUUGAUGGCAUUGUAUCUUGUUUCGUGAAUUUUAUUUCUGUUUAACUUCUUUUGAGGUGAAAACUAAAUAUUUUAUACUUUGUUUUUUUUUGCUAUAUAGUCUCAUAGUCAAAAAUUACACAGGAGGAAUCCUUUCUUCCUUUUUUGGUCUUUGUACUUCUUUUGUGGUAUUUAAAGUAUAUUCUGGGUUGAAGUUAUUUAUUUCUAGUCUUGUAUUUCUGACUUUAAUAUAACCAUGUAUGAAUCAUUUAAUUUUAAUAUUCUGAAUCUUUAAAGUUUUUUUUAGCAUGUGGCCUGUUACACAUGCUAAAAAAAUUGUUCUUAUUUGUAAGAAUAAUUAAACAUCAUGGAGGAAAUUAAAUUUAUUAUUGUUAAAUUUAAAUUAAAGUUAUGAUUUUGGCAACUGAAAUCAUUCAUGCUGCUAAAUAGAUGCAAAAGAAGAGAAACUCCUAGGAUAGUUGUAUGUACAGCAGCCUUACAGUUCUAUUUGCACAUGUUAGAGCUCUUCUCUUCAGGGAAGCUACUUUUUUCCACAAAGCAAUUUGUCAGGAAUUCUCUCCUGUGCAUUUCAGAGUGAUUUAGUGCUAUCCUUUUAUCAUGGACUUUGAGGAAAAAAAGAAAAAUGAGUUGUACAGUAUAAAAAUAAAUAUGUAACAUUCGUAUUAUACACAAAAAUUUGACAGUUUCAUUGGUCAAAUCAGAAUUACAGAACUUGAGAUCUUAAACAGAAUUGUGGUUUGUAUAGUCCACAUAAUUCCACACACAUAUACCAAAAAAAAAAAAAAAUUUUUUUAUGUAAAUGUUUAAGUGCUUUUGUCCCUGACUCGUAUACUGCUAGUCCUUUCUGUUUUCUAAGAAGGUAUUUUAUUGUGGUGCUUAAAAUCUUAUCUCAAAUCCCACAUCCAGAAAUCUCACCCCUAUAAGUUUAGAAAGGGCUUUUAGUAAUUGAUUUCUUUUUUUGCUUUCAAACAUAAUCCAGUCCUACAGAAUCUGUCAGUUGAACAUCUUCAGAAUGACUUAAGGUGUUAAAACAUGUUGAAAGAUAUUUUAUUUUGUGGACAAAAUAAAAAUUUGAAUCAUUCAGGUAAUUAAUAAAAAGAAAAAAAAGAAAAGGAGCCGUUUUGUGGUUGACAGAAGAUCCACAUUAGUCAGGAUUUUAGCCCACGCUGGCAUGGUGCUGUGCACAGAGUGAUUUCUGAAGAGCUGUUCUCCUUAAUAAGGGUAAUGAUGUCAUGUAAUCAUUAUUUUAUGUUACUUGUCGCAGUUUUCAAAUUGAAACUGGAACUCUUUGUUUCUCAUAUUAGCUAUUUCUCUAUUAGAAGCACUAGAACUGUGGUUAAAUGUGACAGGAGCUACUUUACUACUGUUUGAAAUUCACGUUGUCCAUGUUUUAUGACUCAUUGACUUGACGAUGCAUGUAAAUUGAGUGCAUUUUGUUGCCACUGUAUGUUAAAUGGUGACCAAUGUUUUUACAGAGACAAAUUGAACAACAAAAAAAAAACAUCUUUUAAGAAAUCUGUUAUGUGGUUUUGAUUUUGAAAUUCGAUUUUCUUCCUAAUCUCAGAGGGUCCCUGGUUAUCCUGGUUAUUCCAUCACUAAAGGAAAUAGGACUCAUCAGUACAGAAUUGUUAUAAGGGUUGUGGAAAUGUCCCUGAGAGUAAUUAUUUACCACCUUCUGAUACCCACAAUUGUGACACAACACUACAGAGUGUGAGAGAUGGUGAUCCUAUGUUGAGAUAAUUCGAUCUUUUAAUAGGACAUCAAACAAAGCUCUAGAGAUACUGGAAUAGAUUACACUGAUGGGUAUUUACAGCAGAGAUAGCUAAGCUGUUUAUAUACUAAUGCCUCAUUUACUUUAUUCCUUUUCUCUGUAAGAUGAAUUUUGAAGGUAAUGAAAGUUUAUCUUUAAAUAACAGAAGUUUGCUUAAACCAUUUUAAAGUAACUUUUUUAAUUUUAGAAAUAUAUUUUCUUGCCUUCUUAACACAGUAUAUUAAAUGUAGUGUAACAUUUUUCUUGAUGGCUUAGCAUCGUCUUGAUGGACAUUAUUAUUGUACUGUAAUGCCAUACCUUGGGAAUCCAGUUUUCAUGGUUUUUUUUCAUUUUCCUUCCAUAUUUUGCUGCUUUCCCUUCUGGCAACUGCUCUAUCUCCCUGUUUUGCUGGUUCUCAGCUAUAUGGACUUAGGAACAAGAUAGCCAGUCUAACUAUACAUUGUUUGGGAAAUUUCAGAAAAUAAGCUCUGGAGCCUGAGUCUUAUCUAUGAGUUAAUAAUAAAUAAUGUUAGUGCCCUUUUAUUAAGCACUUAUUUGUUGCUAUGUGCUAUACUGUUUUACACAUAUUGUUUCAUUUUAUCACCUUAAUACUAAUGUUGGCUGGUGCUAUUAUUAUCCCCAUUUUAUACUGGUGGUAAAUUGAGGCGUGGAGAGGUUAAUUUGCCCAAGACAUUGCUGAUAGUAAGUGUCAGAGCUGGGACUGGAAUCUAGCUUCGUCUAAAUGUAAAACCUAUGUUUUUAACUACCAUGCUCUUGGGACAUCAGUUGCAUGGACUUUAUACUGUCUGUUCUCUGCUUAGGUUCCUCUUUACCUCCAGAUUCAGAGAGUCAUUUUCUCAUCUAUAACCUAAGGAAAUUGUACUUAUAAUCUGAAGAUUCAAAUCCUGUGUCUUUAACUACAUGCUGGCUGCAGCGGUGAACAACCAGAGCGUCUUUACCCUCACGAAGCUUAUUCUUUGGGGUUUGCAGGUGGGGAAAGAACACAGAGAAGCAAAUAUACACUCAUGAUUUCACAAACAGAACAGCUUUGUGGUUUUAUCUCACAUUCUUUUGGUAUCCUAAACCAAAGGUUUUCAAACUUUUUUGGCCUUAAGACCCCUUUACUGUCUGGAGAAAUAGUGAGAUCCCCAAGAGCUUUUGUUCAUGAGGGUUAUAUAAUUAUUUACUAUAUUAGAAAUUAAAACUGAGAAAUUGCAAAAACAUUUAAUUAAAAUAACAGUAAUUCAUUUCAUGUUAACAUAACUAAUACAGUACAUAUUUUAUGAGAAAUAAUUAUUUUCCAAAAUAAAUUUGGUGAGGAGAGUAGUAUUGUUUUACUUUUUUGGCUUAAUGUCUAGUUUAAAAGAAAACAGAUUCUCACAUCUGUUUGUACAUUCACUCUGUUUAAUAUGUUGUUUUGAUUGAAGUAUACAAAGGAAAUCCAGCCUCACACAGUAGUUGGAGAAGGGAUGAAUAUUUUAAUAGCCUUUUUAGAUGACUUUGGACUCUUGGACACUGCACCAAAACUGAAACAAUUGGCACUUUUCUAAAAGAUAAGUUGCAGUGUGAAUCCAAAACCGUAUCAGUGAAUUUCAUAUUCAGUUACAUUAAAAUCCAUUAAUUUGUCUUGUGUUGGAUCUUUUCCUGUGUGUGAUUUUACAUGAUUCAGCAUUUGGAAACUAUUCGUUCACUGAGUUAAUGUAGCUCUUCCAAAUGUUAACACAUUGCAUUAUAUGAAAUAAAAAAACAUCAUAUUUAUUAGCAACACAACCAGUCUCACCAACCUUGAGAAGCUCGCAAUCUCAGAGGGCAGAAACAAGGUUUCCAAAAUUCUGCUUUUCACUUAAAAGCUUAAAUUUUAUAAUUGGCAACAAAUAUUGUCAGUUGUUUUCCUUGAAGUGACAGUUCAAUUAGCUCAUUUUCAAGAAAACGUCUGCCAGAUACUCAAGUCUGGAUAACCUAGUUACAGUUUUACAAAUGCUUUUCCUCAAGACAGCCAUCAUGUUUUGGUAUCUCCAGAGGUGCUUUGUGCACAAUUUUCUGUUUCGUCAUAUAGAGUCUCAAAAAGACAUUUACUUAUGAGUCAAAAUUUAAGAAAGAAUUUUUACUGCUUCAUCAAGGACACUGAGUGAAUACGACCUAUUUGUAAGCUGUGAGUGAAUGGUAAUGAAGAAUACGGUGACUGCUAGUGCCCUGAUUUAUUCUAAGGUGCUGGUGCUUUUACCCAUCAUUGUGGUGCACACGUCACCCAUGGUGAAAAAGACAAAUAAUGUCUUAGCAUAUCAUGAAAAUAGUUUUGACCUCACAGACUCCCUAAAAACUCCACACACACAGCUGAAAGAGAAGCUAGGAUCUUUCUCCAUUCUGAAUGACUUAAGUGUAUAGCCAAAAAUUGGAAGAAGGGAAAUACAUGUUAGGGACAACUAACAGUCACACUCUACCUCUUUGGCUACCAAGUAUGUGUGCCUAACCUUUCCAAUAUGGAAGACACUCACCUAUCCACAAGGGAAUGAACUCUAAGGCUCCAUCCCAUGACUGCAUCCCACACUGGAAAUGUACCACUCUCUUUAUCAGGUCUUAAGAUGGCUCUUUAGUGUCUAAUGAUUUAUAAAUGAAAAGAUAAAAUAACUAUAAUAUGUUUGAAGGAAUUAUGGAAAAAAAACAACUGAAAAGAUGAAGGCUUUCACCAGAACAUUGGAAUCUAAAAAACAAAUGGACGUUCUAAGCUGUCCUAGAACCACAUUCUAGCCCUUCUAGAAUGGGAUACACUGUGUGAAAUUAACACAUUAGAUGGAUGUAAUAAUGGAUUUUUUACAAUAAAAGAUAGGAUUAGUGAACUGGAAGACAGAUCAAUAGAAAAAAUACGUAUUGAAAUAUAGGGAGAAAACAAUAAUGGAAAAGAGCCGUGUGCACACAAAAUGUGUAGCAAAUGUGUAACUGGAGUCUUAGAAUACCGUAGGAGUAACCUUUGAUCAAGCUCAAAAUCAAAGCAGGAUAAAGAAAAAUAAAUCAUAGUAAACCUGCUGCAAACUAAAGACAAAGAGAACAUCUUAAAGGCAACCAAAGGGAAAAAGGACACAUAACUUUCAAAGAAACAAGAUUAACAGCUUACUUCUCCCACAGAAACAUUGAAAGCCAAAAAAGAUAAGAGAAUAAUACUUUUAACGGGGCUGCAGAAAAGAAGUGCCAAUCUAGAAGUCCUUACCUAGCAAUAUAUCCUUAAAAAGUGAAGAUUAAAUGAAGAUGUUUUCAGACAAACUAAAACAGGGAAUUUUGCCAGAAGCCUUGCAAACACUAGCCAAAAGAGAGCUAGUGAUGUUAUACUGGUAUCAAAGUGAAAUUUAUGGCUGGCCAUCUCACUUUCUUAAUGCUAUCUAUUGAUGCACAGAAGUUUUGAAUUUUAAGGAAGUCCAAUUUAUUAAUUUUCCUCUCUAUGAUUAGUACUGUUUGUAUCCUAUGUAAGAAAUCAUUUCUUAAUCUUGAGAAUAUGAAGAUGUUCUACAAUGUUUUCUUCAAAAAGAUUUGUUUUACCUUUCAUAUUUAGAUCUGUAGUUCAUCUGGAAUUGAUUCUUAUAUAUUGAGACAAAAAAUACAUUUUUCCAUAUAUUCAUAUUGACUUAGUGCCAUUUAAUGAGAAGAUAAUUUAUUCCCCACAGCUGUACAGUGUCAAAUUUAUAGUAAAUCAAGGGUAAAUCAACAAUGUAGUUAAGUCAGGAAUAAUAGCUCCCCAAAGAUAUCCAUGGAACCUGUGAAUGUGUUACAUAACAUGGCAAAAGGAACUUUGCAGAUGGAAUUAAGGUUAUGGACCUAAAGAUAGUUUAUCCUGGAUUAUCAAAAUGAAGGCGAAACAGUCAGCCAGAGAGAUGCACUAGAAAAAGGGGCAGGAACAAUUCAAAGUGUGAGAGGGCUUGACCUGCUGUUGCUGGCUUUGAAGAUGGAGGACGAUGCCAUAAGCCCAGAAAGGUGGGUGGGCUCUAGAAGCUAGGAAUGGCCCUCAGCUGACAGCAAACAAGGAAAUGGACUUCAGUCCUACAACUGCAAGGGAAGUGAAUUCUGCCAACCUGAAUGAGCAAGGAAACAUUCUCCCUAGAGCCUUCAGAGAGUAACACAGCACUAUUAAUAACUUGAUUUUAGCCUUAUGAGGAUUUAAGCAGAGAAACCAGCCACGUCCACCAGACUUCUGACCUACAAAACUGUUAUUAAAGUUAUGUUGUUGUAAGCCACUGAGUUUGUGGUAAAUUGCUACAGGAACAAUAGAAAAAAAUACAUAUUGAAGCGUAUGUGUUGUUGUGUGCCGUCAAGUCAAUUUCGACUCAUAGCUGCCCUAUAUAGAGAGAGAGAGGGGAUCUCUUUUUCUUCUGAAUUCUCUAUUCCAUUGGUCAGUUUGUCUAUACUUGUAUCAAUUACUGUAACUACUUGAUGUCUUAAUUGACAGUUUGAUAACUGGUAGUAUAAGUCCUUCAAAUUUGUUUUUAAGAUUACCCAUGUUUUCUUGGAAGAAGGACAAGCAGAAUGCUCCUUAGAAGCAAAGAUGGCAAGACUGCGUCUUACAUACUUUGGGCACGUUGUCAGGAGGGAUCAGUCCCUGGAGAAGGACACCAUGCUUGGUAAUGUACAAGGUCAGUGGAAAAAAGGAAGACCCUCACGGAGAUGGAUUGACACAGUGGAUGUAACAAUGGGCUCAAGCAUAACAAUGAUUGUAAGGAUGGCACAGGACUGGGCAGUGUUUUGUUCCGUGGUACAUAGGGUCACUACGAGUCGGAACCGGCUCAAUGGCACCUAACAAGAACAACAACAUGUUCUUCUUGGCCCUUUGUGUAUCUGCAUAAAAUUUGGAAUUGGGUUGUUGAAACCCAGCCCACCUCCCCCACAUCACUUUUUGCUUCCAUUUAGUACUUACCAGAUGUCUCAGUUAUCUAUUUCUGUACAAAAACCAUCCCCAAACUUAGUGACUUAAAACAAGAAUUUAUUACUUCUCACAUUUCUGUAGGUUGGCUGGGCAGUUUUUCUACUGGUUUUGCUUGGGAUCACUCAUGUGGCUGCAGCCAGCUGGUGAGUUGGCAGAAGCUGGAAGGUUUAAUAUGGCCUUGGCAUAGAGGGCUAGAAAGCUGGGCCCUCUCUUACCAUGUGAUCUCUCAUCAGUUAGUAGCCUAGCUGAAUCUUCUUUACAUUGCAGCUGGGUCCCUAGAGAGAAAAAAUAAGCUUACACCAUGUCACUCCUGUCACUUUCUCUUGGUCAAAACAAGUUACAAAGCCAGCACAAAUUCAAGGGGAUGCAGAAACUGAUGUGACCUUUAGAUGUGAAGAGUGGCAAUGUUGCAUUGCAAAGGGUCACAGAGAUGAGUUAUUCAUUGGAGACCAUUAUUAUAAUGACCCACCGUUUCAGAUCAUGCCUUAUUGUGGGUAUUUUUUGUACCUUUGUCUCUUCGUUACAAUGUAAGUUCCUUGAAGGAAGGAAUUAGAUCUUAUUUACAUUUGUAUUUCCCUAAUAAUAAUAACCAACAUUUUUGUAGCACAAGAAGUAAAGUCAAUACAAUCUCCAAUUUUAUAGAUGAGAAGAACUGCAUAGCUGUUAAGCCACUAGACCUUUACUCAAAUACAGCUUUCUCGAUUCUAAAUUCUUGGACUUUUUUUUUUUUUUCCUUUUAGAUUUUAGAACUCUAGGGUCAGAUUCCCCAUACAUCUGUCAGUUUGUUGUACUGUGGUGGCUCUGUGUUGCUAUGAUGCUGGAAGCUAUGCCACUGGUCUUUGAAAUACCAGCAGGGUCACCCAUGGUGGACAGGUUUCAGCUGAGCUUCCAGACUAAGACUAGGGUAUUUUACUUGGAUCCACAAUCAAAGCCUACGGAAGUAGCCAUCAAGAAAUCAAACGAUGCAUUAACUAGGAAAAUCUGCUGCAAAAGACCUCUUUAAAGUGUUAAAAAGCAAAGAUACCACUUUAAGAAGUAAAGUCAGAAUGCUCCUUAGAAGCAAAGAUGGCAAGACUUCGUCUCACAUACUUUGGACAUGGUAAUCAGGAGGAAACAGUCCCUGGAGAAGGACAUCAUGCUUGGUAAGCAGACAGCGAAAAAGAGGAAGACCUUCAACGAGGUGGAUUGAGACAGUGGCUGCACCAGUGGGCUCAAGCAUAACAAUGAUUGUGAGGAUGGUGCAAGACUGGGCAGUGUUUUGUUCUGUUGUACAUGGGGUCGCUAUGAGUCUGAACCAACUCGAUGGCACCCAGCAACAACAAGAGUGGCGUCAUUAUGUUAGGCAGCUGAAGAGAGCAGUGGAUAAUUUAGGCGUUUAUAAUUUACAGAGUAUACUUUCUGAUGGUUGGUGCCAUGCUUUUAGUAUUUGAAUUUCCCUAAGUAGAAAAGCAAAGAUGUUAGAAGAACAAUACUUAAGGUGCUUAAAAUAAAAGUCCUUCAUUUGUUCCAAAUCCUUUCCAUUUCUGAGCAGUUACAUUUAGAGAGAAAGAAUAUGUUGUAAACAGCUCUGCCAAAAGCUUGGUCCAAAUUCUGUAGUCUUUCCUCUAAAAAUCACAGCCAGUGUUUGCCUGUCUGCUAUUACACAUUACCCUUUGCGUGCCAUCUGAUAUUUGGCAUGUUUUAUAAACAAGCUGAAAACUCUAGGCUGAAUCCUGGCUACAUUCAGGUUUUAUAAUUAUAUCUUUCUGCAAUAUUCUUCCCACUCAGACAGCUAAUAAAUAGCGUAACUAAGAUUCAGCCUUUCUCUUUGUCUCUACAAAAUUUAGAAAUGCAAAAUUCAAUUCAGAAAAAUAUUUGCUGUACUCCUACCAAUAUGUGCUCAGGGUCCAGCAAGGAACCAGAUUGUGAGAGAGGGGUGAGCCAGAUAAAUUGUGAGAUCCAAUCCCUUUCCUUGAGGCUCUUAGGAUAUUAGAAAGAUGAGCAAUCUUUGAGUAAUCUGCAAAUUGCAGAAUUCUGUGAUUCUGAGUGACUCAUACAGUUCACAGUGUGGCUGUUAAGUUCUUGUAUUGCAUUUUAGUUUUUUGUUUUUACGUAAUUCAAUAUAGUGGGCAAUAUAGUUAUUUUGACACUAUAUUAAUCUUUACUCUGCAAUAAGACUUAAUGUCCCCCAAGUAACCAUUUAAAUAAAAACAUUGAAUUAUUGCAUUUCAGGAAGAGUAAAAAGGAUAUGUAGCAAACUUAGAGGACAAGUUGUCAGUUUAGUUCAAAUUAGUGAUUUGUCCCUUUCCCUGUGAUCCACGGCCUCUGUGGUUACCAUUAACACGUUGUUUUACAUCAACUGCAUCAUUCUUCAACACUGAGCUUCUGACAGGCAAAGGGUAUUUCUAAUUCAUUGUUGUGUCCUUGGUCUUUACCACAAUACCAUGUGAUAGGUUAUCCCUCUUCCUACAUGGGAUUUUUUUUUGUCAAUCAGCAUCAAUUUUGAACCUAUGAAGGCUUGAUAAGAGUGCCGUAAACUCAUUAAUGGACAGAUUUAAACUACUUGCCCAUCUUCAACACUCUUUUUAAGCCUUUGUCAUCUGCUUCUGAGGGGAAUGGUUGCUGCUGGUAGACCUGGCAGUCGGUCAUAUGGGAAGCUGUACUUUUACAGAUGAGGUCCUUUGCUUUUCCGAAGCAGCGUUAACACACAAACCAUGAGUGACCUGAUAUCCAGGUCCUUGGCCUCUAAAUCCCAGGCUCUUUGCUUUAUAACUCUUUUUCAGGAGUUGGUAGUUCCACAGACAUCUACUGGGUCACACAAAAAUGCCUGAUUCCCUUGUUGCUAUGGGAAUAGUUGAAUGCCUUGUUUCUGAAAGUCUUUUUCUUAAGCCUGGUGGGGAAUUUUGCUUUAAACAAAAAUAGCCCAUCUCUGUCUUCUCUCUAGAGUGCAGUUUUCAAAAUUACACUAAAGCUGAAGAAAGGAGAAUAGGUAUUGAGACUGGCAGCAUUUGGAUGCUGCAGAAGUGGUACUGCAGUAGAAAGAUGAAAGGAAAUAUUAGAUUGGAAUAAAAACCCAAAACCAAACCCAUUGCUGUUGAGCCGAUUCUAUCAUAGCGACUCUAUAGGACAGAGUAGAACUGCCCCGUAGAGUUUCCAAGGAGUGCCCGGUGGAUUUGAACUGUCGACCUUUUGUUUAGGAGCUGUAGGUCUUAACCACUACGCCACCAGGGUUUCCUAGGUUGGGAUGUGUAAUGGAUUGAAUUGUGUCCCCCCAAAAUACAUGUCAACUUGGAUAGGCCAUGUGUAGCUGUCCUCCUUUUUGUGAUUUUCCUAUGUGUUAUAAAUCAUAAUCUCUGCCUGUGGUUGAAAGGAUUACUCAGGUCACCUCCCUGAUCCAAAACGGAGUUUCCCUGGGGUGUGGCCUGCACCACCUUUUAUCUCUCAAGGGAUGAAAGGAAAGGGGAAGCAAGCAGAAAGUUGGGGACCUCAUACCACCAAGAAAGCAGUGCUGGGAGCAGAGCACGUCGUUUGGACCUGGGAUCUCUGGGCUUGAGAAGCUCUCUGACUGUGGGAAGAUUGAGGACAAGGACCUUCCUCCAGAGCUGACAGAGAGAGAAAGCUGUCCCCUGGAGCCGAUGCCCUGAAUUUAGAUGUGUAACCUACUAGACUGUAAGAAAAUUAAUUUCUCUUUGUUAAAGCCAUCCACUUGUGGUGUUUCUGUUAUGGUAGCACUAGAUGACUAAGACCGGAUGGAUCUGGAAAAAUGGGAAUCUUGUAGUCAGAGCCCAAAGGGAAGAUUAGAUGAUAGCAAAGAAAAGGUGGAAAACCAUAAAGACAAACAUGCUGAAAGAAAGAGAAGUACUCAUACACAUGUGUGGACGCACAUCUUUUGAAUUUUUGAUUCUUCCAGUUGGUAAUUUACACCGUUACAAGGUGGAAAUGAAAUACGGAUUGCAGUGGUCAUGACGGUGCUGACAUAAAUCUAGUCCGAUGGAGUUCACAGAACAUUUCUACUAAAGGAGUUAAUUUUAAUUUCAUUCCCUUUUCCUUAUCCCAGUAGAAGUAGCUGGGCAGGAGCUAUCACUAUUGUACAGAUAAUGGUAGAAAAUCAUGACAUCCAGGUCCAGAAGAAAAAAAUAUCCUUUUCUUCAAAAGUAAUUCAUUGGUGAUUUUAAAUAGUUAUGUCAGGGAUGGGAGUAUAGGUGGAAGAUAUAAAAUGUAAGCGUGGAGUCUUGUUCUCAAAGAACAGUGAAGGUGGACGGGUAUUGCAGUGGGGAGUACAAAGAGGAUAUGGCUUGAUAUCUUCCUAUAAGACACUUACAACCAAAUGCAGCAUGCAAUCAGGGCCAAGCCAGGGUUUCUAUCAUCUGGGCUUCCUGUGAAGAACAACUGAUACCAAGAAACAAGGAGGGUAGGCAGGUAGCAGAAUCCCAGUGUGCUUCCUGGGAUCCCAAUGUGUUCCUUGGGAAGUGUUGGAAGCCUUCCACAGGGCCUUUCUGUCAUAUUGGCAGCAUUGAGGGAGUACUUGGAGGAGGAUGUAGCAUUGGUGACUCAGAGUCUGUUCUCCUCUUCGUGUUCUUUUCAAGAUCUUGGGGUCAGAGAAUGUUAGAACUGGUGUGGAACUUAUGAAGCUUACAGUCCACCGCCACUUUACAGACAAGGAACUGAGACUGAGAGUGUGCCCACGUUUGCUGAUCUUCAGCUUUAGUGGAAAUACACUUGAGGAACCUCCUCUAUCCUUGGACCUGAUUUUAGAUGACAAGAUUCUGGACCUUGAGCCUGAAACUGAAGCUGUCAUGCGAUGCGAUUCUCAGGAGUCUUGGAAGAGGAAGAGAAUAUUUUUCUUUGGGAGACUGUGAGCCACUGAGGGCCACAGGGCAGACUUUUAUACUCUGUUUCAUUGGCGGCCCCCAAUAAACAACACCUCCUUGUGUUUUACCCCAUUGUGUACUCCCCUUCCCUAGAAACUGGACUCAGCUUAUGACUUGCUUAAAUAAUGGAAUGCAGCAGAAGUGGCACUGUGCCAGGGCUGGGCCUUAGGUACUGGCAGUUUCUGCUUUGGUGCUUUGGGAGUCUUGAAUUGCCAUAUAAGAGAUCAGGCUCCCUGAUGGAGCAGGAGAGCAGUGAGAUACAGACCUCAAAUUCUCAUAAAAAGACCAGACUUAAUGGUCUGACUGAGACUAGAAGGACUCUAGAGGUGAUGGUCCCCAGACCUUCUGUUAGCCCAAGAUUGAAACCAUUCCCAAAGUUAACUCUUCAGACAGGGAUUGGACUGGACUAUAAGAUAGAAAAUGAUACUGGUGAAGAGUGAGCUUCUUGGCUCAAGUAGACACAUGAGACUUUGUGAGUAGCUCCUGUCUGGAGGGGAGAUGAGAAGGCAGAGGGGGACAGAAGCUGGCUGAAUGGACAUGGGGAAUACAGCUGACUCAUUAGGGGGAGAACAACUAGGAGUAUAUAGCAAGGUAUAUAUAAAUUUUUAUAUGAGAGACUGACUUGAUUUGUAAACUUUUACUUAAAGCACAAUUAAAAAAAAAAAUCUGGCUACCUGACAAAGGGAAUAUAUGAAGAGACCACAUGGAGCGAGAGAGGCCUAAGAAACGUCCAGCAUCCCAGCAUCUUGGCUGAGCCUACCCGCAGCCAACCUGCAGCUGAAUUAAGCCACACAAGUGACUACCACCAAGACCAGCAAAAGAUUGUCCAGCUAAUCCCAGCCUUGAUUGCAGUCUAGUGCAAAUAGUAUUGUUUCAAGGCACUGAAUUUAGGAUGGUUUUUUACUCAGCAAUAGAUAACCAAAACGAGUCUGACAUGAGAAGUCAAUCCAGGAGUAUAUAACUAAAAUAGUUAUAUAUUAACAAUACCUUAAAAGAAUGGAAAUUAUUAUGCAAAAGAAAUCAACUACAAUCUGAGCAUAAAUCACAAUUAAGGAGACUGACUUGGCAGAGUAAAUGGAGCAGGCUCAAAGAGCUGACUAUAUUUAGUGUCUACUUGGGAUUUUUUUUUUGGAUUUAGUGUAGGAUGCAAGUGGUUUUUAAAAUCAGGAAAAGGAAAAAAAAAUUAAGUCAUAGUAGAGCGUAGAUAUUUGUUUAUGCUUUUUAAUGCUAGAAACUUGAGAUCGUUUUCCUUCCUUGAGGAAGGAAAGUAUAAUUUGUGAUUUUGCACAGCUGAGAAGAAAUGUUUCUGCUAUCCAUUCAAAUCUCACCCUCUGCCUUUCAGCCACGUAGGAAAAUAAUUUGUUGUUGUUGUUGUUAGGUGCUGUUGAGUUGAUUCCAACUCCUAGCAACCCUGUGUACAUCAGAAAAAAACACUGCCUGUUGCUGUGUUUGAGCCCAUCGUUACAGCCACUGUAUCAAUCCAUCUCGUUGAGAGAGUCUUCCUAUUUUUUGCUGACCCUCUACUUUACCAAGCAUGAUGUCCUUCAGGGACUGAUCCCUCCUGAUAACCUGUCCAAAGUACGUAAGACAAAGUCUUGCCACCCCCUCUCUCCUAAGGAGCAUCCUGGCUGUACUUCUUGCAAGAGAGAUUUGUUCGUUCUCUUGGCAGUUCAUGUAUUCUUGGCCAACACCAUAAUUCAAAGGCAUCAGUUCUUCUUUGAUCUUCCUUAUUCAUUGUCCAGCUUUCUAUGCAUGCAAGACAACUGAAAAUACCAUGACUUGGGUCAGGCGCACCUUAGUCCUCAAAGAAUAAUUGCAGCUCUUCAGGUGGGCACGUGUCUCCCACAUCUCUCUGCUUUGUUGGUGUUAUUCCUUUUGCUAUGUGCUCUGUCUCCAUCCACUGAUUGCCCUGUAUGCUUCAUCCACUUGGUCUACCUCAAAAAGACACAGGUGAAGCUUCCUCUUGGGGAAGGCCUUCCUGGCAAUGUCUCAGGUACUCCCAAGCUAGGUUGACCCUCCUUCUUGGGAUCCCACUGUACUUUGUUUUCACCUCUAUUGUAUGGCUGAGUCUCUGGGUAGCACAAAUGGUUAAGCAUUCAGCUACUAAUGGAAAAGAUGGUGGUUCAAAUCCACCCAGAGGCACCUCAGAAAAAAUGACUUGUAAUCUACUUCUGAAAAAAGAUCACAGCCAUUGAAAACCCUAUGGAUCACAGUUCUACUCUGACACACAUGGGGUUGUCAUGAGUUGGAGGUUUGAUGGUCAUAUGUCUAUAUAAUUACUAGGAUGGUUUGUUUAUGUGUCUUUUGCUCCUUUUAAACCUUGAAUUUCUAUGGAGACAGAAGUCCUACUGAGAUGCCACAUUAAUAAUUUGUAGGAUUUAUUGCAUGAUUAUAACGUGGCCUAAGAUCAGCGGCUUUUGAAGUUUUGGUUGCAUCAGGGUCCUUGUUGAAAAUGCUUAUUUUCAAGUCCCAAUUCCAGAUAGUCUCAUUCAGUUGGGGUGGGGUAUCUGGAUUUUAACAAACACCUAGGUCACCCUGAUACAGUUGCUCAGGAGACUUCGUUUUACAAAAUACUGGCCUGGCUUUUUGUGUCUCCUCGUGCCUCUUGCUGCCAAACUCCAGGCCAUUUCCCUCCAGUGAAGGAGGAGUGAGGGAAGGUAAACAAAUCGGGGCAACACACUUGGGUAAAAAAGUUCUGUCCUGAAAGUCAAAGGUACAGACUAGAAUAAUAAUUACUUGUGGAUGUUAGUUAUUCCUGUUCCCCCUGACUUUCUUUUUGUAGUCAAGAGCUGGUUGUACUUAAAGCUAUGCUAUUGAUUCUUUCCCAAGGCACUCUGAAUAUCUUCCCAGAGCUAGAAAACUUAACGUGUGGGAAAUUGAAUGGCAAUGAGCUUAUCUGUUAGCUGCACGAUGUUUCCUCAGUCCAUCUGUUCUGGGCGAUAAUCCAUAGUCAUUGGAGACAACGGCUGUUCAUUAUGUACGUUAGUGUAACCCAGUCGAAAGGUCUAGCGUAUCCUGAUUGGCAGUAACAACAACAGCUGCCAUUUUAUUUACCUCUUACUUUGUGCCAGGGCUAUGCUAAGUGUUUUACAUCCAUUUUGUCCUUUAAUCUCAUGAACACCUUUGAGGUAGGUUUUAUGGACGAGGAAAGUGGGGCUCAGAGAAAUCCAAAUAACUUGUCCAAGGGGAUUGUUGUUGUUAUUUGCUGUCGAAUCGAUACAGACUCUUGACAACCCCGUGUAUACAAAGUAGAACUGCUCUGUAGGGUUUUCAAGGUUGUGACCUUUCAGAAGCAGAUUGCCAGGCAUGUUUGUUCCGAGACUCCUCUGAACGAGUUUGAACCACCAACCUUUCUGGUAGUAGUUGCGUGCUUAACAAUUUUCACUGUUCAGGGACUCCAAGGGCAGAGCUAGGAUUAAUGCGUCUGUCUGUUUGACCCCAGCGCGUAGAUUUCCGUAUUACACUGCAGGCCAGCUCCUGAGAACAGCCCUCCACACUUCAUAGACAACGGACUGAUGCCCGGGGCACGUGGCUGGCUAGUAACAGAGCAGAACUCAGGACCCAAGUCACUUGACACUCAGCCUAAUUUUCUUUUCAUGACCUUCUACAUGGGCAAGAUAAGAAAGGCUGGGAAAAUUGAUGGUUCUGAUAAAAAAAAAAAAAAAAAAUUUUUUUUUUUUUUACUUUU